Molecule: messenger RNA, 1046 nt
Organism: Echinops telfairi (small Madagascar hedgehog)
Lineage: Eukaryota; Metazoa; Chordata; Mammalia; Afrosoricida; Tenrecidae
Gene: TPPP3
Product: tubulin polymerization promoting protein family member 3
Exons: 4
Coding region: 151-681 (176 amino acids)
Biological process (GO): microtubule bundle formation; positive regulation of protein polymerization; microtubule polymerization
Cellular component (GO): microtubule
Molecular function (GO): tubulin binding
Source: RefSeq, a predicted model, not a curated record
CCGACCUGCAGUCCCGCCCCAGAGCCGGCAGGGAGCAGAGCUUCGGAGCUGCCUGGUCCCCCCACCCCCGCGUCAGUCGGUCCCUUCUCGCGCCUUCUGUCCAUCCAAACGUGCACUGUAGGAGCAGCCACAGCGUAGAAGCCGGCUGGCAUGGCAGAGAGCACAGACCUCGCUGGGCUGGAGGAGAGCUUCCGCAAGUUUGCCAUCCACGGGGACCCCAAGGCCAGCGGGCAAGAGAUGAAUGGCAAGAACUGGGCCAAGCUGUGCAAGGACUGCAAGGUGGCCGACGGGAAGGCCGUGACGGGGACGGAUGUGGACAUUGUCUUCUCGAAAGUCAAGGGGAAGUCGGCGCGGGUCAUCAACUAUGAGGAGUUCAAGAAGGCCCUGGAGGAGCUGGCGGCCAAGCGCUUCAAGGGGCAGAGCAAGGAGGAGGCCUUCCAUGCCAUCUGCCAACUGGUGGCAGGCAAGGAGCCGGCCAACAUGGGCGUCACCAAAGCCAAGACGGGGGGUGCUGUGGACCGGCUGACGGACACCAGCAAGUACACGGGCUCCCACAAGGAGCGCUUCGACGAGAGCGGCAAGGGCAAGGGCAUUGCGGGCCGGCAGGACAUCCUGGACGACAGUGGCUACGUGAGCGCCUAUAAGAACGCGGGCACCUAUGACACGAAGGUGAAGAAGUGAGCCCCCGGGACGGGCGCUGCGAGGCUGCCCCUGACAGAGGCUCAGGCACAGGCCUUCGGGGCACGUGGAGCCAGAGAGCCGGUCCCCUGUCUGCCAGACCAGCCACCCAGAGCUUCCUGCUCAGCCCACCAGGCCUCUGCCCCAGACUGCUAUAAGUCCUCUGCGCCCCCCAACCCCCACCUGCCCCCACCUGCCUCCACGCCAGCUUCUCCCUCCCUCAGGGAAGAGUGUGGACCUAUAGCCUGACCGCCAACCUAGCCCCAAGUAUGGCUAACCCGUGCCUGCUCGACUCAUAUUUAAGCUGCUGCUCUGGCCAAGUGCCUAAUUCUUUCCCAGACCUCAAUAAAGACACCUUUUGUACCGGG